UCCCGGGAGACGCGAGACGCUGAGCCCAGGGUCUGUUGCGUGGCGCACCGAGCCCCCAGGCCCCAUGGCGCAGAAACCGCUCAGCACCGCGGCGGCUGAACGCAUGAACCUUGUGGCUCAGGAUGAGAUCUGGAGAUACCGUCUGAAGGCUGAAUCAGAAGCACGGCAGAACUGGCCCCAGAACUGGGGGUUUUUAACAACCCCUUUUGAAGAGUUGAUCAAGGGUGAAGAAGAACUCCCCACCCCAAAGCCCAAAAUUGAGCUUCCUGAGCGUUUCCACAUCUGGCCGGUGACCCCAGUGGAGAAGUACAUCAAGUUAGAUGAAGACUUGGAAGUUAGUCUGUGUGCUCCCAAAGGCCUGGCUGGACAAACAGCAUUGAGGGCUGCUCCCCUUCUGAACAAUUCUGCCUGUAGCUGGUUCAAGGAAGCUUUGGCCCCUCUGGCGUUCAUUGAUGACCCACCCUACAUGUAGUCUUGCAGGAGACUAAUUUCAGGAGUUCAUCAAGAACAUGUGUUAAGCAGCUUCGUCCACCACCAGCAGCAGCCAGCCCACUCGGGGCCUUCUCCUCCUGCCACUGCCUCACCGGCAGGUUCCGCUAGUAAGAGUGAACUCAUAACCCCAAGCAUAUUAAACCUCUUCAUCUCAGUUCUGCUAGAACAAAUAUCCCGCACUGUUGCCUUUGUUCACACCCCCUUAUAAGAGCAGAACAGAUCAUUUCAAAAGAAGGGGAAAUCCUGCCUAAACAUUUACCCUCAUUUUCCAAGAAUGUCAAAUCUGUCCAAGGAACUGACAAAUGAAGUUGUGUUUUUUCACUCCAGAUAGAAGCCCAUUUUCCUUUUGGUUUUUAAAAUUAAAUUCAGUUGCUUUUCAUUCCUGUAAUCUCCAUGGUUUGCAGUGUGCGUGUAUGUACACAGACAUACUGUAGAGCCUUCUCAUCAAAACAGGGUGAGGUACACCUGCCACAAUGCCAUCUGACAAUAGUGCCAUGUAUUUUAUACAGGGCAGUGAGAACCAUAGCACUUGAUGUUUCUGCAUCUUAUCUUUUCUUUUUUUUUUUGCUUUCUGAAUGAUUU
Molecule: messenger RNA, 1074 nt
Organism: Callithrix jacchus (white-tufted-ear marmoset)
Lineage: Eukaryota; Metazoa; Chordata; Mammalia; Primates; Cebidae
Gene: CIMIP1
Product: ciliary microtubule inner protein 1
Source: RefSeq, a predicted model, not a curated record